Molecule: messenger RNA, 3470 nt
Organism: Vidua chalybeata
Lineage: Eukaryota; Metazoa; Chordata; Aves; Passeriformes; Viduidae
Product: E3 ubiquitin-protein ligase TRIM11-like
Exons: 8
Coding region: 1682-3172 (496 amino acids)
Molecular function (GO): protein binding; zinc ion binding
Source: RefSeq, a predicted model, not a curated record
ACACUUUCAGCACAUUUCCCCCCACUUUUCCUCCCUUCCUUCCCUUUUUUCCCUUUUUUUCCCCCUCACCCCGACACUUUCAGCACAUCUGCCCCCCACUUUUCCUCUCUUUUCCUCCCUUCCUUCCCUUUUUUUUCCCUUUUUUCCCUUUUUUUUCCCCCUCACUCCGACACUUUCAGCACAUCUGAGCCCUUCUGCCAUCAUUUUUCUUUCUGUCAUUUUGGAUCUCAGCCCUCCCUUCCCCUUCCUGCCUUCUCCAGCCAAUUUUUCCUGCAUCACUUUCCCGUUAAAAAAUUUUUAAUCUCAACCUUCCCCAUCCCCGCGUCGUUUUUUUACCCUCUUGUUUCGUUUUUCCCACCCCAAUUUCACGCGAUUCCUCCGCGGCCUCUGCUCCAGCCCCGCCCUGGCUCCGGCCUUAUCAGCUCCCCGCAUCUGCUCCUCCAGGGGCACCCAGGAGGAGGAGGAGGAGGAGGAGGAGGAGGAGGAAGAAGAAGAGGAAAGAAAAAGGAGAAGAACGGGAGAAAGAGGAAGAAGGAAAAAGGAGGGGUGAGAAGGAGGAAAACGAGGAGGAGAGAAGGAAGCAAGAGGGAAAAACAAGGAGGAAGAAGAGGAGGAGGAGGAGGAAGAAAGAAAGGAGGAGGAGGAGGUGAAGAAGAGGUAAGGAAGAGGGGAGGAAGAGAGGAGGAAACAAGGAGGAGGAGGAGGAGGAGGAGGAGGAGGAAGCACGCCCAUCUCCCUCAGGCAGCAAGUCCCGACCAUCCGACAAUCCGGAGGGAGGAAGCACACCCUCCUCCUCCUCCUCUUCAUCCCAAAUAUCCAUCACCUAGAGGGACGAAGCACACCCUCCUCCUCCUCCUCCCGACCGUCCAGCUCGCCGGAGGGAGGAAGCACACCCUCCUCCUCCUCCUCCUCUUCAUCCCGGACAUCCAGCUCCCCAGAGGGAGGAAGCACACCCUCCUCCUCCUCCUCCUGACCAUCCAGCUGCCCGGAGGGAGGAAGCACAGCCUAUAUCACCCCACAGGGACAAAGCACACCCUCCUCCUCCUCCUCCUCCUCAUCCCGAACAUCCAUCACCCCGGAGGGAGGAAGCACACCCUCCUCCUCCUCCUCCCGACCGUCCAGCUCGCCGGAGGGAGGAAGCACACCCUCCUCCUCCUCUUCAUCCCAAAUAUCCAUCACUCAGAGGGACGAAGCACACCCUCCUCCUCCUCCUCCCGACCGUCCAGCUCGCCGGAGGGAGGAAGCACACCCUAUAUCACCCCGGAGGGAGGAAGCACAGCCUAUAUCACCCCAGAGGGACGAAGCACACCCUCCUCCUCCUCAUCCUGAACAUCCAGCACCCCGGAGGGAGGAAGCACACCCUCCUCCUCCUCCUCCUCCCGACCGUCCAGCUCCCCGGAGGGACGAAGCACAGCCUUUAUCACCCCGGAGGGAGGAAGCACACCCUCCUCCUCCUCCUCCUCCCGACCGUCCAGCUCCCCGGAGGGACGAAGCACAGCCUUUAUCACCCCGGAGGGAGGAAGCACAGCCUUUAUCACCCCAGAGGGAGGAAGCACACCCUCCUCCUCCUCCUCCCGACCGUCCAGCUCCCCGGAGGGACGAAGCACAGCCUUUAUCACCCCGGAGGGAGGAAGCACACCCUCCUCCUCCUCCUCCCGACCGUCCAGCUCCCCGCGGCCCCAUGGCGGGGCCCAGCCCGGCCGAGCAGCUCCGCGCCGAGGCCUCGUGCCCCGUGUGCCUCGAGCUCUUCCAGGACCCCGUGUCCAUCCCGUGCGGCCACAACUUCUGCCGCCCGUGCAUCGAGCGCUGCUGGCGGAGCUCCGCCGCCUCCUCCUUCUCCUGCCCGCGCUGCCGCAGCGCGGCCCCGCAGCGGAGCCUCCGCCCCAGCCGGGAGCUCGCCAACGUCGCCGACAUCGCCCGGCGGCUUCUCCCGGCACAGGGCAUCCUGUGCGGGCGGCACCGGGAGCCGCUGCGGCUUUUCUGCCGCGAGGAGCGGGCGCUGCUGUGCCUGGUGUGCGGCCGCUCCCGGCUCCACCGGCUGCACCGCGUGGUGCCCGCCGAGGAAGCCGCCCAGGAGUACAAGGAGCAGAUCCAAAGCUGCCUCCAGGCUUUGAAGGAGGAGAGAGAAAAAUACCUGGAAAGCCGAAAAUCCGGUGCUCAGAGGAGUUUGCACCUGGACAAAACCAGGAGCGAGGGGCAGCGCGUGGUGCGGGAAUUCCAGGAAUUGCGGCGGUUCCUGGAGGAGCAGGAGCGUCUCCUCCUGGUCCAGCUCGGGGACCUGGACAGGGCCAUCGGCCGAGCCCGGGACGAGGCGCUGGCCAAGGUCUCGGAGGAGUUAUCCCAGCUGGACACGCUCAUCUGGGAGAUGGAGGGGAAAUUCCAGCAGCCCCCGAGCCACUUCCUGCAGGAGAUCCAGCAGCUCCUGGACAGCUGUGAGAUGAUGACGUUCCACCCCCCGGCCGAGAUUUCCUCCGACCUGGAGAGGAGCCUCGGGGAUUUUGUCCAGAGGAACAUCCUGGUGAGGGGCACCUUGAGGAGAUGCCAAGACAGCCUCAUGUUCCUGCUGCAGGAGCCGGCCGCCCUCACGCUGGAGCCCCGCACGGCUCAUCCCCACCUGCGGCUCUCCGAGGACGGGAAGGAGGCGCGGGGGCAGCUGGUGCCGAGGGACGUCCCGGACCACCCCGAGCGCUUCGACUUCGAGCCCUGCGUGCUGGCGAGGGGGGGCUUCGCCUCGGGGCGGCAUUUUUGGGAGGUGGAGGUGGGGCAGGGAGGGGUCUGGGCGCUGGGCGUGGUGCGGGAGUCCGCGCGCAGGAAGGGCCCCCUGAGCCUGACCCCCAAAGAGGGGGUGUGGGCGCUGGAGGCGUUUCAUUCCCUGACCUCCCCCCGCGCCAACCUCCGCCUGCACCCCCCGCCCCGCCGGCUCCGGGUCGCCCUGGACUACGAGGGGCGCCGGGUGGCUUUUUACAGCGCCGGCGACGACGUUCCCAUCCUGGAAUACACCCGGGCCGCCUUCAACGGGGAGAGGGUCCUGCCCUGGUUCAAGAUCGGGAUGGGGGCGAGGCUGCUGGAGGUGACGCGGAGCGCUCGCUGCCAGGACCGCGCGGUGGCCGGGCAGGUCGUGUCCCCUCUGGACUGGGUGGGAUUCGGCUUCUCGCUGCGGGUCUGCCCCUGAGGGGGCUCCCGGGAUGCGUCCCGGGUGAUGCCGCUCCUUCGCCGCCCCCUCUGGGAGCUCUGCGAUGGCCCCAGGGAUCCAGGAGGAGCCUUAGGGGUCGGAGAGCUCGGUUCAGAGUGUGGGGUUUUUAACCUUGUUGUGCCCUUGGCGGGAUGAAUCCUCCCGGUUUCCUCUCUUCCCAAAGUGCUUUUUCUCCAGGGUGCGUCCUGAGCCCUUCACCCCUCGGUCUGGGGGCUGCUCCCCGUCCCUGUCCGCAUUCCUGACGUUCGCCUCAAAUAAAAGAACGUUUCGCCUUGCA